AUGAAACAAAUCAUUGCCAUUCUGUUAGUUCUCUUAUUUGCAGCUUGCACAGUGUAUUGUUCAACUGAUUCUUAUAUUGCUUCAUCUUAUGCAUAUCCAUACGCUUAUCCAUAUUCAUAUGGAGGAUAUGGAGGAUAUGGAGGAUAUGGGGCAUAUGGAGGAGCAAAUUGCUAUCCGCCAGUUGCUUCUACUUAUGCCUAUGCUGUAGCUCCAGUUACCUAUGCUGCUCCUGUGGCUGCAACCUAUGCAGUCGCUGCACCAGUUGCCACUUAUGCAGUUGCUCCAGUUUCAUAUGCAACUCCAGUAAGUUAUGCAGCUCCGUAUGCUUACCCAUACGCCUAUGCCAGACCUUGCUAA
Messenger RNA from Naegleria gruberi, 357 nucleotides. RefSeq lists its product as uncharacterized. NCBI's taxonomy places the organism in Eukaryota, Heterolobosea, Eutetramitea, Acrasida, Naegleriidae. The record is from RefSeq and is a predicted model, not a curated record. The coding region runs from base 1 to 357 and encodes 118 amino acids. The transcript has a single exon.